UGUUGAGAGACAGAGAGACUGACAUCGGAGGACAGUUAACCCAGAGAGCCACUGGGACACAGAGACAGGAAGGAGCCGCCCCCGUCCAGGAAGGAGCCGCCCCCGUCCAGGAAGGAGCCGCUCCGUGCCCAGACCAUCAUGAUGACCACCAGAGAACCAGACAGACAGGCCGAGACGGAGACCAAGGUGCUGGAGAAGGGGCUCCGGAAGGGGUUAGCAGGAGAGCCCUUUCCAGGAAGGGGUAGGGGAGAAGGAGGUGGGCCUCUGGAGGUGGUUGAGAAGGUACCAUCGGAGCCUGAGAGGGACAGAGGAGGAGGAAGCUCCUGGGGAGUAGGAGGAGGGCCCCUGGUGGUGGUUGAGAAGGUACCAUCGGAGCCUGAGAGGGACAGAGGUAGAGGAGGAAGCUCCUGGGGAGUAGGAGGAGGGCCCCUGGUGGUGGUUGAGAAGGUACCAUCGGAGCCUGAGAGGGACAGAGGUAGAGGAGGAAGCUCCUGGGGAGUAGGAGGAGGGCCCCUGGUGGUGGUUGAGAAGGUACCAUCGGAGCCUGAGAGGGACAGAGGUAGAGGAGGAAGCUCCUGGGGAGUAGGAGGAGGGCCCCUGGUGGUGGUUGAGAAGGUGCCAUCGGAGCCUGAGAGGGACAGAGGUAGAGGAGGAAGCUCCUGGGGAGUAGGAGGAGGGCCCCUGGUGGUGGUUGAGAAGGACCAUCAAAGCCUGAGAGGGACAUGGGGACAGGAGGGUGGUCGUGGAUGCUGGGAGAGAGCUGCUGUAACACAGCCCAGUGGGCCAGGCAGGACUAUAGAAACACCAGACCCUGGUGACGCACAUGGACAGACGGACAAACAGACUGAUGAUUAGGGAUCAAGAGAAAAGAGAUGAGAGGAGGAAGCCACAUAUGGAUACAGAUGAAGAGAAUGGAGAGAUAAAAAGAGAAGAAAUCCAAUCCUCCUGCACUUCUCUUCAUCCCUCUUUCCUGAUAACUAAUUAGUGGUACUAUGUUUAUAACGAGACAAAAUGAGUGAGGGGUUUGGUCGGUACGCAGCAAUAGUCAGCCAGAUGUCUCUUAUCACUGAGUGUUGUAUCUGUCCCAAAUGGCACCCUUUUUAGUGCACUACUUUCUGCCAGAGCCAAGGUCGUAGGGUGCCAUUUGGGAUGUACAUAGACCGGGUGAGAGUGUAACAUGAUGGGUUACAGCGCAGUGAUCAGAAUGUGGCAGUGAAUGGCGAAGUGGCAAUGGGAGCCAUGCUUGAAAUUCCAUUCGACUUGCGUUUACCAGACAUAUUUUAUGGCACCUUAAUUCAUCUUGUUGUAACUAUUUCAUUCAAAUGCAUGUUUUUGUUUUUUUUUAAUCUGAAGAGAAAGUAUUAUUCUAUGAGUGGCAAUGUUUUUUUACCCUAUAAAUAAAUUGGCUACACAGAC
This is a messenger RNA of Oncorhynchus gorbuscha (pink salmon), 1416 nucleotides long. RefSeq lists its product as uncharacterized. Bases 139 to 855 code for a protein of 238 amino acids. NCBI's taxonomy places the organism in Eukaryota, Metazoa, Chordata, Actinopteri, Salmoniformes, Salmonidae. The record is from RefSeq and is a predicted model, not a curated record. The transcript is spliced from 2 exons.